UUCGAACAUCCUCAACAAGGCAGACUUCCAUUCAACCUUGAACCUUUAUUUGACUUCGGUUCAUUUAUAUAAUGGAUCGCCAAUCAUAGACUUCAAGUGUUCGAUAGAAACUCACUUCCACAUAUCAUGGCAAAAAAUCAAGCAGCAUUCCUGGACGGUGAAGGCUCCCGGCUUCGGGUCGGUGAGGCUCCAAUGCCCCAGGCGGAAACCGGCCGCAUAGUCAUUCGCAACAGAUUCCUCGCUGUCAAUCCAGCAGAUUGGAAGGUCCAGGACAACGGCUUCUUCAUAAGGCGGUAUCCAAUUGUCCUGGGCGAAGAUGUGGCCGGCGAUGUCGUGGAUGUCGGCGAAGGCGUCACACAUGUCAAGAAAGGAGAUCGGGUGAUCGCGCAUUUAGACAACCUUGCAACACAGAAGGUCCAGCACGGUGGCUUCGCGCUUUAUUGCUCAGCACCUGCGGUCACUGUGGCCACCAUUCCGUCGGACAUCUCUUACGCCGAUGCGUCCGUGUUGCCGACCGCCUUUGAUACCGCUGCCGUGGGGCUUUACUCCCCAGCCUCGGAAGGCUUUCUUGGUUUGCCAUUCCCGUCCGCUAAUCCGCCGUCCUCGGGCAAGAUCAUUGUUGUAUGGGGUGGAUCCUCUUCGGUCGGCGCACUUGCCAUUCAACUUGCUGUUGCUAGUGGUGUCAAGGUUGUAGCCAUAGCAGGUGGCCACAAUUUUGACUUCUGUAAGAAGUGCGGUGCAUCAGAGGUCAUUAGCUACAAGAAAGCUAGUGUUGUGGACGACGUUGCCGCCGCCGUGAAAAGUGUUGGCGGCGCUUUCACUGGCGUGUACGACGCGGUGUCGUUACAGGACCAGUCGUACAAACACGUUCUGCCAAUCCUCGAGAAGCUUGGUGGAGGGAACCUGGCUACAGUUCUCCCGGUUCCUGAUCCAAAGGGCGUCGCCAUCAACAUAAAAUGUGGUAAUAUACUGUGCAUUUCACCACUUACCCAUCCUCUGUGGAAGGAUUACGUCGCCAAGGCUUUGGAGAGUGGACAACUCAAGUGUCUUCCGGAGCCAGCUGUCAUAGGCAAAGGACUGGAGUGCUGUCAAACUGGCCUGGAUGAGAACAAGAGGGGAGUUUCAGCCAGGAAGGUGAUCAUUGAGCUGUGAUGAUCCGCAUGUCCAGGAAACAAUAAGUGUCAACCUACCUAGGUCUGGAGAUGCUGGUCACGGUCGAAAGUGCCAUCCCAGUCUCUGCCACUAUAGGGCGCAUAACAGCUAUAGCAGGGACGUAGUUCUAGCAUAGAUUAUAGCCGUGGCGGGAUGGAAAAGAUUCGUGAAUGCAAGGUGUGUAGGUUGAUGACAUCUACUAUCGAGGCCUUCAAAGGCGAAGGUGUCGGAAGAGUCAGACAAAAUCAAAUUUUGGCUUUGCUCAGUGCAAUCGGCAGCGAUUAAUCCAGAAGGAG
This is a messenger RNA of Exophiala viscosa, 1448 nucleotides long. RefSeq names its product chaperonin 10-like protein. The transcript has 3 exons. Bases 127 to 1152 code for a protein of 341 amino acids. Gene Ontology annotation, molecular function: oxidoreductase activity, acting on NAD(P)H. Lineage: Eukaryota; Fungi; Ascomycota; Eurotiomycetes; Chaetothyriales; Herpotrichiellaceae. The record is from RefSeq and is a predicted model, not a curated record.